GUACGUGGCAGGGAUGUGUCGAUGUGGUCGAUGUAUCAUACACGUUGGUGUUGAAGUGCUAAAGUAUUAUAGCUCUAAAAAUAAUAAGCUGUUUAUGCCUGUAAUAAUUACUAAAACGCGAAGUCAGUGAAGUCCCAGUUAAUCCCUACAAAAUCUUUGAGUUUUACACGCAAUUUCUCCAAGUCUGCUUCUUGCACUAUCAUUAUAUUUAGUACUGUGUUAGUGAGCACUGUAAACUCCAUUUGAACAACAAAAUUCUCCAUAUUAAAUCAUUUUUCACAGCUUAUAUCGUAUAGCACUAUACUAUAAAAUGAAUAGUUCAUCAGAUCCUAGACGUCCAGAACGAGAAAUUCGUUACAAACCGAGUGUAUCCAGCAGUCAGGCACAAGCUGGGGACAAUUCGACUCCAGACUACAUGAAUAUAUUAGGAAUGAUCUUCAGUAUGUGUGGUUUAAUGAUGAGAUUAAAAUGGUGUGCAUGGGUUGCAUUAUAUUGUUCAUGUAUUAGUUUCGCUAAUUCUAAAGUGACCGACGAUACUAAACAAAUUCUCAGUAGUUUUAUGUUAUCUAUCUCAGCAGUUGUAAUGUCCUACUUACAAAAUCCACAACCCAUGACUCCACCAUGGGCAUCUGCUAUACAAUAAAGAAUUUUUCAAAUUCAUGUGAUAUGAACUAUUAAUCAUUUAAUAAAUUAUUUGGAAAAUUACCUCUGGGCAUGUAUGUACUUUUAACAUGAUUUAAUUGUUCAAAAGAUCAGUGUAAGGAAUUGGCAAGGCUAAUGAACUUCGUAUUCAUUUUUAUUUUUUGAAAAGUAUAUUUGAAUACAAUAAACUAAUUAUUUUGCAAUGUA
Molecule: messenger RNA, 849 nt
Organism: Ceratina calcarata
Lineage: Eukaryota; Metazoa; Arthropoda; Insecta; Hymenoptera; Apidae
Product: protein Asterix
Exons: 2
Coding region: 311-643 (110 amino acids)
Biological process (GO): protein insertion into ER membrane
Cellular component (GO): endoplasmic reticulum membrane
Molecular function (GO): protein folding chaperone
Source: RefSeq, a predicted model, not a curated record